AUGGAACCUAACUAUUCGUGGGACAGGUACGAUGUGGUGCUGGAAGUUGGUGGCACUAAGUUCCGAACUUCUAAGAAAACUAUCAAAGGCGUAUUUGAUGGCGGGAGAUUUCGUGAAAAAGUCUCUAAGGAGUUCAAUCUCCUCUACAGCACGAUCUGCAUUGAUCGUGAUCCAAAGGUCUUUGGCUGCAUACUGAAUUAUUUGCGUGACGGAAAUGUAAUCGUUCCUCGUGAUGGAUGUAUUCUUGCGCAGAUAAAACAUGAAGCUAAGUUCUAUGGCAUUACCGACCUUGUGGAGAAAGUCGAUGCGAUUCUGAAAGAUUUUAAUUCGGGUUAUCUCCAGAUCUAG
Molecule: messenger RNA, 348 nt
Organism: Cylicocyclus nassatus
Lineage: Eukaryota; Metazoa; Nematoda; Chromadorea; Rhabditida; Strongylidae
Source: the annotation of a GenBank genome assembly